CAACGAUGAAUAUCUCGGUAGGUGUCUCUGUGCUUUUCCUUUUGACAUUGUACUUCAGGAACAUCUCCACUCACGAAUUAGAGAAAAGCAAAGAGGAUGAAAGCAAAUACUCAGCACCAGUUUGGUUCGGACCUAGAGUGGGCAGAAAGAAGCGAGGAUUUCUCGAUGAAGAAUAUAAGAAUAUUGAUAAACAAGAAUUGGAAGCUUUAUUGGAACUGAUUAAGAAGAAUCCCUGGACCAUUAUGUUGUUUAGUAAUGGAAAGGGUCGUCUUUUGAAUUUUAACCCAAAAGAUAGCAGCUUGGAGGGACUCAGUGAAGACGAAAUAACGGAAAUAGUCCAAAGGUCCAUGUUUGCACCCCGGUUAGGAAGAUCAGCGUUUUUCCCGAGAUUGGGAAGGGACAACGAGAUGGAAUAA
This is a messenger RNA of Diabrotica balteata, 416 nucleotides long. The record is from the annotation of a GenBank genome assembly. NCBI's taxonomy places the organism in Eukaryota, Metazoa, Arthropoda, Insecta, Coleoptera, Chrysomelidae.